Molecule: messenger RNA, 1279 nt
Organism: Chiloscyllium plagiosum (whitespotted bambooshark)
Lineage: Eukaryota; Metazoa; Chordata; Chondrichthyes; Orectolobiformes; Hemiscylliidae
Source: RefSeq, a predicted model, not a curated record
CAUCAAGGGCCGAAGGGCCUGUUCUGUGAACUACUGUUCUGUGUUCUAAAGAGCUGCCCAAAUGAUGGCUGUCAAUUGCUUUUUUUUAAAAAUCCUAUCUGGUUCACUAAUGUCCUCCAGGGAAGGAAUUUGCCAUUCUUACUUGGUCCGGCCUACAUGUGACUCCAGACCCAAAGCAACGUGAUUGAUGUUUACCCGCCCUCUGUGAUUGGCUCAGUCCGAGGGAAAUUAGAGACGGAUAAUGAAUUCUGGUCUUGCCCGUGACACCCACAUCCCAUGAAAGAAUGUGUUAACCCAUAUCGUCUGUGUUUAUCUCCGUGUCUGAGACACGUCGUAUGGACUGCCUCCGUUUUGAUGCACUGGUUCAUUCCGAUCUUUCCAGUGACCCCGAAAUGCCGGCUAUUGCACCUGGAGAUGCUUCACAAGAUGCGGACAGCGAGCAGCCAGCCUGGGGGUAGGAGGGUGGAUGACCUGUACGACCCGGACUGUGAGACCAAUGGCACCUUCAAGGCCAAGCAGUGUGAUGAUGACUCCAACCUCUGCUGGUGUGUGGACAGUGCAGGGGUCAGGGUCACUGACAAGACUGGCGACGACCCCAAAUGUGACCAGCUCGUCCGUGUCCAUCUCAUCCAGAUCGAUUUCAGCUUUAAAGUGGAGUUUGUCUUCCUAAAGAUGAAGGAGCAGGCUCUCCGGCGGAAGGUGGCCAUCAAACUGGUUAAAGAGUACACACUAAAGGCAACUCAGAUCCUGGAAAUCAAGGUCCAUGAAAUAUCCCGGGAAAUCAGCAUCCGACUCAGUGAGAAUGGGACAAAGGACCCAACGGACAUCUCCACUGUGGCCUAUUACAUUGAAAGAGAUCUAAAGAUGAACAAAUUCACGCUGGAAGUGGAUGGAAAGAGUCUGCAGGUUGAAAGGGAGUCGGUACAGGUUUGGUUCUUUGACAAUGAGCCUCCUCGAAUCAACAUGAAGACCAUUUCACCCGGUUUCGCAGCCAUUAUCAUUAUCAUCGCCCUGGCUAUCCUAACGGGGAUUGCAGUGUUUGUUGUUGUCAGAAGGAGAGCUAAAGAAGACAGACGGAGAAUCCAGUUUGAAGUGAUUGAGGGGCAAGAAAUGGAUGACCAUCACCUUGCUGAGAGGAUGGGCUUAGCACGUUAAGAUCAUCAAGAAGCUUUGUGUAUCACACAUCUCGUAUUUGUUGCAUGCAAGGAGUUUUUGCAAGUGAGCCUCAUGUUUAUAGUUUGUUCUGCACAGUGCCAUGAGUAAACCCAACUGAUGAUUU